Messenger RNA from Alosa sapidissima (American shad), 4189 nucleotides. It is a transcript of the gene epb41l4a, whose product is annotated as erythrocyte membrane protein band 4.1 like 4A. The transcript has 25 exons. The coding region runs from base 683 to 2905 and encodes 740 amino acids. Gene Ontology annotation, cellular component: cytoskeleton. The record is from RefSeq and is a predicted model, not a curated record. NCBI's taxonomy places the organism in Eukaryota, Metazoa, Chordata, Actinopteri, Clupeiformes, Clupeidae. Gene Ontology annotation, molecular function: cytoskeletal protein binding.
UGAAAGAAAGGAACGGAGAUAGGGAGAUCGCGGACUAAAUGAAAUCUGAACAUAUCGCUGAACUUAUCAUAGAUAUUUUUCCUCCGACAGGUGGCAGGAACGUCGCGUGGUGCUACUGGUCCGAACUGGGGAGAUGGUGAGGGCGGAGUCACUGGACUGAAGGCUGAAGGCAACUGUGUGGUGGCGACACCGACACACCGAGCCAGCUCCCUAGCAACGCUCAGUGCACUGCUGGAUAGAAAGAAUUAACUCUGCCGACAGGUUUUGGUCCAGAGAUGUGUUACUUUUUCUCUGUUCGGAGGACAUCUUAAAUGCCGAAGAUACUACCUAUUUCGGGAAUAUUGUCUCAAAAGGAUUUUGUGGGGCAUCGGGACGCGUGAAGAAUAAAAGUUUCCUUUGGAAAGUAAAGAAAAACGCACUAGCCUAUUCAUGUGCCAACCGGACACAGAGCUAUAUCAAAAACAAAAGUAAUCCAUUUCGGACGCAGUGCAGCCUAGGCUAUGCUGUAUUAGUCUCCCCGGUCUGAUAACAUGUGUCAGACACUUGUUUCCAACAGUAGGCACUUCCAUCCCAAAUGAAGACAUCGUGGUUGAAGAACUGUGACAAAGGCGACUCUUAUUUCGACCACAUCUAAGGAGCUGAGAUAUCUGCAACUUGCGUGGCUCGCUUGUCAAAACCGGAGAUGAGUUGCUUCUGUGCGGUCCAAGAGGAGUUUUAUUGCGAAGUGCUCCUCUUGGACGAAACGAAACUUGCUUUGACCACUCAGCAACAAGGAAUCAAGAAGUCCACUAAGGGAUCUGUGGUUCUGGAUGUGGUGUUCAGCCAUGUGAACCUGGCAGAGACGGACUAUUUCGGCCUGCGCUACUGUGACCGGAGCCACCAAACAGCACAUCCAGCACAGAUCACAAUCUUGAGCAUCUGUAUCAGUUCUGUUCAUCAGUGCCGCAGCAGCGGCAGUAGCAGCAGCAGUAGCAGCAGCAGCAGUAGCAGCAGCAGUAGCAGCAGCAGCAGUGCCCCAUGCCUUCACUCUUCCUUCCCCAUACGCAGAGGAGGCAUGGAGCUCACUAGUACAUACUGGCUGGACUCCUCCAAAACGCUGGCUGAGCAUAAAGACCUCAUUACAACGGGGCCACCCUACACUCUUUACUUUGGUGUCAAGUUUUAUGCUGAGGACCCCUGUAAACUCAAGGAGGAGAUCACCAGAUACCAGUUCUUCCUCCAGGUGAAGCAGGAUGUCCUGCAGGGCCGCCUGCCGUGCCCCGUAGACGUCAGCACGCAGCUGGCCGCUCUCGCCAUCCAGGCUGAACUGGGUGACUACGACCCCUACAAGCAUGUCGCAGGCUACGUGUCGGAGUACCGCUUUGUCCCCGACCAGAAGAAGGAGCUGGAAGACGCCGUAGAGCAAAUUCACAAAACCAUAACGGGUCAGGUUCCUGCCGAAGCAGAACUCAAUUAUUUAGGCAUCGCCAAAACACUGGAAAUGUAUGGAGUGGACCUUCACCCAGUCUUUGGAGAAAACCAUUCUGAAUAUUUCCUGGGUUUGACUCCAGUUGGAGUGGUUGUGUAUAAGAAUAAAACACAAGUUGGAAAGUAUUUCUGGCCAAGGAUAACAAAGGUUUAUUUUAAGGAAACACAAUUUGAGGUCCGUGUCGUUGGAAAAGAUUGCAAUGAAACAUCCUUUGUCUUUGAGUCCCCGACUAAGAUGGCCUGUAAAAACCUUUGGAAAUGUUGUGUUGAGCACCACACCUUCUUCAGAAUGCCAGAGAAUGACUCCAAUACUCUGACAAGGAAGUUGUCUAAAUUCAGUGCACUUGGCUCCAAGCAUCGCUACAGUGGGAAAACAGCAGUCCAGAUGGGGAGGGACCAGUCUGCCAGCCUGCCCCGGGCGGACCUCCAAGUGGUGCGGAGCCGCAGUAAGACCUACCCCAAGAGAGCCCAACAGACAGCUGAACUGACCAAUGGGAGCCCACCUGCCUCGAAAGCGGAGCAUGCUGGGAGUGAGCUGACCGCUAAAACCACGGCACCAUGCCCGCUGAAGAGCUCCAAAGCGAACAAGGCAGAGAACCAGCCAGAAGAGUCUCGAGGGAAAAGCGGCGGUGCUCCAUGGGACGAGAACGCUCCACAGAGUGGUCUGUAUAAUUCAGCCAAUGAGCGCAAUAAGUCCCCAAAAUUUCCCAACGCCCGCAGACGCACCCCUUCAGGCGGCAGUGAGAACGAGACCAAUCACUCCUCCAGACGCCGGAGGGGCCAGAGCAAUGACGACCCAGAGAGCAAGCAGCAUCGGAGAAGGUCACGUUCCCGUGGCAACACCAGCAGUGGUAGUGAGUCUGAGAACUCCAACCGGGAGCACCGCAAGAAGAGGAGCUGGUCCCGUCAGGAGAACGAGAUGGUGGACUCAGGGCCCCAGUGGGAGGCUGUACAGCGGCGUCAGAAGGAAAAGUCCCACAACGAGCCCAACCACCGGCGCUCGAGACACCGCUCACGAUCGAGAAGUCCUGAUGUGCAAGCAAAGGAACAGUUGUGGAAACAUAUCAAGAAGGAGCUGGUGGAUCCUUCUGGACUGACUGAGGAACAGCUCAAAGAGAUCCCCUAUAAGAAAGUGGAAACCCAAGGUGACCCAAUCAAGUUCCGCCACUCACAUUCCCCAAGGAGCUACCGCCAAUAUCGCCGAUCCCACUGCUCAGACGGGGAGCGAUCGGUGCUCUCCGAGGUCAACUCUCGGACAGACCUUGUCCCUCCCCUUCCCGUCACUCGCACUGCCGACGUCCCAGGCUCAAGCCACACCCCCACGCAGAAAAAGGCCGGAUCGAAGGACAACAUCUCGGAAAGCACCGACCCGGAGUCUAAAAGCAGCACCAAGGGUUUGAAGGCUGUCAGCACCCCCCGGACCAAGACAGAAACAUGAUGGGAUUUACAGUAUGUGAGGAUGUACGUGUACGUAAAGCGACAGUAUUGUCUCUCUAGUCUACAAAGGAAAAGCCUUUGCAAGAUUGGGGGGGGGGGGGGGGGGUUGAUAAUUCGACUAAAGACAUUUCAACUGUACUGACCGACCGAAGGGACAUUGCAAUGCACAUGCCUUUGCUUCAACACUCCUCUCUGCAUCCUUCUCACAUCCUCUGAGAGCGCGCUGGCUCUCCACUCAGUGCAUGCUCGCUGGGGCCAGUUGAGCUGCAGUAGAGCCCAGACUUAAGGGCAGCCCUGCUCACAGAGGAGGGGAAGAAGAGCUCAGGCCUGGGGCCUCCCAGCUGUUCACCCCACAGACUCUCUCCAGGGAUACAGAUGGGACGUGCCACAGGGAUAGCAGUUCCCUCAAAAGCUUGGAGAUUGCAUAUAGAACAAUACCUUCAUUAAGAGGUCGGAAAUAUUUCGUGUUCGUGUUUUAUAGAGUGGAAGCCUAAAAAAUGGAAACCCAAACAGGUUUGACAUUUGAACUAGGUGUGCCUGUACAUACGCAAAUGUAAUAAUCCCAGGGGACAGUAAAGUGACACUGCAAAGUGUAAAAAAUGUAUUACUGUAUAAUGGAAGACUGUCUUGAAUGGGAGGACAUCCCUCUUGGACUUUUGGUCAGCCCCCUUCACAUCCAUCACAAUCCUGUGACACUACCCACAAUUAAUCAUGUCUCAUUCGUUUCAACAUCCUAUUAGGUAUUAGGGUUUGUAUUGUCCCACAAUGGAUUUAUUUAUCCAUGUCCUUUGUCAUACACUAUUUAGUAGUUUAGACUUAAUAAAAAAAUCCCUGUCCUGUUCUUGUAUCUUCUCAACAGUAUCAGUGAUCAUUGUCAUGUAGCUGAAUUGCAGUCAUCAUUUGUUUUCUGUUUAUUGUAUUCUGACAAUCAGAUGACAGUACUAUGUGGAUCAUUUGCAUUUGUGUUUUCUCACUGCUCAUUGUAAGAUAUCAUCCACUCAGAUGGCAUGUCAAUCAAAGCUCCCUACGGUUUCACAUAUUUGUUUAAAAAGUCAGUGUUAAGUCCUGUUCAACUCAUCUCGUAUGAAGACCACUGUGAACGCUGCUUGGAUAUCAUGUCUUCUUAUCGUCAGGUAUUAGUUUUAUUUUUGGCUAUAGGAAAACCUUGCUGCUGUAUUCUUAAACAAGAAUUGUUUUGCACAUUAGUUAAGUAGUUUUGUCUUUUUCUGCUGUCGUAAUGAAAAAAGAACCUGAAUCUCAUUAAUAAAGUCGUUUCACACUAAAA